AUGACCUCGACAUCGACCCAAGCGGGACGAUUUAACCUUACGGGGUCAGCAAAUGGAUACAAUAACGAUGUCUUUGGCAAUCUUCACAAUUUUACAUUAGACAUGGAACCAUGCAAUAGUCACCAAGAGUCGAAAACGUUUCAAAUCAUCCUAGUCGGCAAUGAGGACCCACCCGACAUCAACUCAAAUGUGACAAGAGCGACAGUAGAAGCAACUUUCGAUGCCCAGACAGCAAACUUUACGUUAUCUGGUAACUUUUACGCUAUUCCAUUCCCUUUACAGAAUAUAACAAAUGCAACAAAUGGGCUAGGGUCUGUGAGAGGCGCAAUCAAAAUAUCCUUCGGCGGCGUUGUCGACUCUUACCGUUCAGAUAUUUUGGUAAAAACUAGUCAUACCCCUACCUGGAUUAGGACAGUAGGGUUCCAAAAUAACUCACUCAAUAUCGGUUACGGUCAAAAGGAAAACAAACAUGCGACAGUCGGAUAUUCCCGCUUUUUCAACAAAGUACGCGAGAACUUUUUCUCCUACUUAGUGCCCUGGGUGAAUGAGAACUACGACAUAUCCAACUCUUCUUCUCAACGAGCAUUUGGUGGUCUCGCCCUCGGCGGUACUCUGACUCUGGCGAUGCUGUUUAAUGCGACGGAUUACUUCUCUUCUUACUGUAUCAUGUCACCUACGCCGGCUCCUUCUGCUGGCGACCCACAAUACAAUGCCACUUUUAAACCGGGGCUACGUGAUGUGGGUAUCCUGACUGGAGCUGGGUUUUACGAUACCACGUUUAACGCGGCACGGGAUUGGGAGACGGCUUUGGCUGCAGAGAAUGUAACCUACUUGAGCCACUACUCGACGAGCGGUGCCCGUCAAUGGAGCACAUGGCAGGAGAUUAUCUACAUCUAUUUGAGGGAGGCUCUUUGGAAAUCUGUUCCAUAUGGUAGGAAGACGAGCUUUAACCAGGUAAUUCACUGA
Penicillium waksmanii is the source of this 966-nucleotide messenger RNA. RefSeq lists its product as uncharacterized. The record is from RefSeq and is a predicted model, not a curated record. NCBI's taxonomy places the organism in Eukaryota, Fungi, Ascomycota, Eurotiomycetes, Eurotiales, Aspergillaceae. The transcript has 2 exons. Bases 1 to 966 code for a protein of 321 amino acids.